This is a messenger RNA of Elephantulus edwardii (Cape elephant shrew), 2555 nucleotides long. It is a transcript of the gene LARGE, whose product is annotated as like-glycosyltransferase. The coding region runs from base 77 to 2347 and encodes 756 amino acids. Gene Ontology annotation, molecular function: glucuronosyltransferase activity; xylosyltransferase activity. The transcript has 14 exons. The record is from RefSeq and is a predicted model, not a curated record. NCBI's taxonomy places the organism in Eukaryota, Metazoa, Chordata, Mammalia, Macroscelidea, Macroscelididae. Gene Ontology annotation, biological process: protein O-linked glycosylation via mannose.
CUAUGAGGGAGGCCGAGGACUUGAUGCUCCGGGCAGAGACACGGCGCUGGGACUAGAGAUUGCCACUUCCGAGAGGAUGCUGGGGAUCUGCAGAGGGCGACGGAAAUUCCUGGCUGCCUCUCUGACGCUUCUCUGCAUCCCAGCCAUCACCUGGAUUUACCUGUUUGCUGGGAGCUUCGAAGAUGGCAAGCCCGUGUCCCUGUCCCCACUGGAGUCCCAGCCACACAGCCCCAGGUACACAGCCUCCAGCCAGCGGGAGCGCGAGAGCCUGGAGGUGCGCAUGCGCGAGGUGGAGGAGGAGAACCGGGCACUGCGCCGGCAGCUCAGCCUGGCCCAGGGCCGGGCCCCUGCCCACCGGCGCGGGAACCAUUCCAAGACCUACUCCAUGGAGGAGGGCACCGGGGACAGCGAGAACCUGCGCGCUGGCAUCGUGGCGGGCAACAGCUCUGAGUGUGGGCAGCAGCCGGUGGUGGAGAAGUGCGAGACCAUCCACGUUGCUAUUGUCUGUGCCGGGUACAACGCCAGCCGUGAUGUCGUCACCUUGGUCAAGUCCGUCUUGUUCCAUAGGCGGAACCCACUGCACUUCCACCUCAUCGCCGACAGCAUUGCAGAGCAGAUCCUGGCCACGCUCUUCCAGACAUGGAUGGUGCCCGCCGUGCGUGUUGACUUCUACAAUGCAGACGAGCUCAAGUCUGAAGUUUCCUGGAUCCCCAACAAGCACUACUCGGGGAUUUACGGCCUGAUGAAGCUGGUCCUCACCAAGACCCUUCCUGCCAACUUGGAAAGGGUCAUCGUCCUUGACACAGACAUCACCUUUGCCACUGACAUUGCAGAGCUCUGGGCUGUAUUUCACAAGUUCAAAGGUCAGCAGGUGUUGGGUUUGGUAGAGAACCAGAGUGAUUGGUACCUUGGAAACCUGUGGAAAAAUCACCGCCCUUGGCCUGCCCUUGGAAGGGGCUAUAACACCGGGGUGAUCCUCCUUCUCCUCGACAAGCUGCGGAAGCUGAAGUGGGAGCAGAUGUGGAGGCUGACCGCGGAGAGGGAGCUGAUGGGCAUGCUGUCCACCUCCUUGGCCGACCAGGAUAUCUUUAAUGCUGUCAUCAAACAGAACCCUUUCCUGGUGUACCAGCUGCCCUGCUUCUGGAACGUUCAGCUGUCAGACCACACCCGCUCCGAGCAGUGCUACCGGGACGUGUCCGACCUCAAGGUCAUUCACUGGAAUUCCCCCAAGAAGCUCCGGGUGAAGAACAAGCAUGUGGAGUUUUUCCGCAACCUCUACCUGACCUUCCUGGAAUAUGAUGGGAACUUGCUGCGCCGGGAGCUUUUUGGCUGCCCCAGUGAAGCGGAUGUCAACAGUGAAAACCUCCAGAAGCAGCUCUCAGAGCUGGACGAGGACGACCUGUGCUAUGAGUUCCGGCGAGAGCGGUUCACCGUGCACCGGACCCACCUCUACUUCCUGCACUAUGAGUACGAGCCCGCCUCUGACAACACAGACGUCACACUGGUCGCUCAGCUCUCCAUGGACAGGCUCCAGAUGCUGGAGGCCAUCUGCAAGCACUGGGAGGGCCCCAUCAGCCUGGCCCUCUACCUGUCGGAUGCCGAGGCCCAGCAGUUCCUCCGCUACGCGCAGGGCUCCGACGUGCUCAUGAGCCGUCACAACGUCGGCUACCACAUCGUGUACAAGGAGGGCCAGUUCUACCCCGUGAACCUGCUGCGCAAUGUGGCCAUGAAACACAUCAGCACGCCCUACAUGUUCCUGUCUGACAUUGACUUCCUGCCCAUGUACGGGCUCUAUGAGUACCUCAGGAAGUCUGUCAUCCAGCUUGAUCUCGCCAACACCAAGAAAGCAAUGAUCGUCCCCGCGUUCGAGACCCUGCGCUACCAGCUCUCCUUCCCCAAGUCUAAAGCGGAGCUGCUGUCAAUGCUGGACAUGGGGACACUCUUCACAUUCAGGUACCACGUCUGGACGAAAGGCCACGCCCCCACGAACUUCGCCAAGUGGCGGACCGCCACCACGCCUUACCGGGUGGAGUGGGAGGCUGAUUUCGAGCCCUACGUUGUCGUGAGAAGGGACUGCCCGGAGUACGACCGGAGGUUUGUGGGCUUUGGCUGGAACAAGGUGGCGCAUAUCAUGGAGCUGGACGCACAGGAAUACGAAUUCACCGUGCUGCCCAACGCCUACAUGAUCCACAUGCCUCACGCCCCCAGCUUUGACAUUACCAAGUUCCGUUCCAACAAGCAAUACCGCAUCUGUCUCAAAACCCUGAAGGAGGAGUUUCAGCAGGACAUGUCCCGCCGCUAUGGCUUCGCCGCCCUGAAAUAUCUCACGGCUGAAAACAACAGCUAGCACCACGUUGCCCUCCCCUGGAGAGAGACAUGCUGCAGGAGGAGAGCCACUCACUGUUGGGGGCCCAGCCUUCAGACUCAGUGUUGAGCAAUGCUUUUCCAGUUUGUUUUCACUUGUCUCUUUGGCCCAACAAAGCUGCCCUCACUCCAGCCAUCUGGAAUGAGGUUUCCGCCAGGCCCUCUUUGCCCCACGACCUACCAUUCGCAGA